AUGGCGACAAUUGAAGCUGUUGACGGGCUUGCGCCCUUACGGGAGACGGCGACGACGAACAAGCCCGAGGUCAACGGACCUUGUGAGGUCGCUCCAAACCCUCUAAUCGACGACCUAAAACCAAACAACCUUCGACGUGGCGUCUUGAUUCCCCUCAAAACGACCCAAGAGGUCCGGCAAGACCACGUUAUUGUGCAGGCUUGGAUUACCAGAGCUCCCACCAAGCUGGCCAACGAUGUCAUCUCAGCCUUGCGUAACAUGCGACCCGAUGCUAGUGCUAAUCCCCUACCUCAUCUUCGCAGAUGCGCCAAACCCGCUGAUCUUCCUGCCCACUUGAAGACUCAGUUCAUGAAUGACACCCCAGCAGGUCGCCAGAUCCAUACCGCAAAAUCAACCUGGAUCUAUAUUAUUGUUGGAGAGGUCAAAGACUUCACUCGGGAGGAUCUGACCAAUGCCAUGACCAGCGUUGAAGGGCUCGACAAGGAUCUGUUCACUUCAGUCAUUUCCAUCCCUUUGCUGGCACCAACGUCCCAAGUCCAAGCUGCCAUGUGGUCGUCACAAUUUUGGCCGACGGUGUAUCGAAAGAAUAACCCUCUCGGUCCUCACCCCAGCAUAGUGGCUCGUGGGACUGACGAGGUCAAGGAAGAUGCCUCACUAUGGAUGGCGCUGGCACACCGUGUGGCCCUCCAGGCCAAGGAAUCCGGAAUCGGCGAGGCUAUAGGAGCCGUCAUCGUCCAGAGAGAUGGAGCCAAGGCAGAACUCGUCGGUCUUGCCGGGGACGCUCGCUGGCAUCAAGAGUACAGCGACGAUCCGUUUGGCUCGAGCAAUCCGAUGACUCACUGUGUGCUCCGAGCUAUUAGCAUGGUUGCCCAGAAGUUAGUUCGACACGAACGACGGGUCGCUGGUCGUCCAGUGAACGUCCCGAAUCUCGACUACGACGCAUUCCAAGAUGCCCCCCUGAUUGAGUUGGAGAGGCGGUGCUUUGAGCAAGAUCACCCGAAUAAGGACGGCUACUUGUGCCAUGGUCUAGAGCUUUACGUCACCCACGAGCCAUGUGUCGCUUGCUCGAUGGGUAUUCUCCAUUCGCGCAUGGGGAGGGCCGUAUUUUGCAAUCACAUGCCUCGCAGCGGAGGAAUGAGCUCAGAUGAUCGUCCUGAUGGAGGUGGACGAGGACUGGGACUCUUCUGGAGACGCGAGCUCAACUGGAGCUUGAUGGCAUGGGAAUGGGAACGUGAGGCCGUUCCCGACCUGCCUUCUCUUGACCCCACCACUCAUGUUUAG
Ilyonectria robusta is the source of this 1281-nucleotide messenger RNA. RefSeq names its product cytidine deaminase-like protein. NCBI's taxonomy places the organism in Eukaryota, Fungi, Ascomycota, Sordariomycetes, Hypocreales, Nectriaceae. Gene Ontology annotation, cellular component: nucleus; cytoplasm. The record is from RefSeq and is a predicted model, not a curated record. The coding region runs from base 1 to 1281 and encodes 426 amino acids. Gene Ontology annotation, molecular function: tRNA-specific adenosine-34 deaminase activity. The transcript is spliced from 2 exons.